Molecule: messenger RNA, 1134 nt
Organism: Argentina anserina (silverweed cinquefoil)
Lineage: Eukaryota; Viridiplantae; Streptophyta; Magnoliopsida; Rosales; Rosaceae
Product: putative FBD-associated F-box protein At5g22720
Exons: 1
Coding region: 1-1134 (377 amino acids)
Molecular function (GO): protein binding
Source: RefSeq, a predicted model, not a curated record
AUGGCUGAGAGAAGAGAAGUAGAGAAUGAUGACAACGACGACCACAAUGCCAUGGGCGUCGUACCUCAUUUACCUAAUCUUGUUAUCCAUCAAAUUCUCCGAUACCUUCCCUCAAAACUUGCAGUUCGCAUGAGCUUUCUUUCAAAGAAUUGGGCAGGCAUGUGGACUUCGCUUCCCCUGAUAGAUCUCCAAGAAGAAAUAGCAUUCUAUGACAACAUCAAGUUCAAUAUGCUUGAACAUACGAAGUUUAUCAACUUCUUGGUAAGGUAUUUGGAGCUGCGUGACAAGAACAGUCCUUUAGAAAAAUUACGGCUUCACAUGAGAUAUCGGGAUGAAGACAAGACUGUGCUAGAUAGAUGGUUAAGUUUCGCGGCUAUCAAAAGUAUCAGAGAGUUGGAUAACAACCUCAUGAGUUUCACUAAAUACAGAUACCUUCACUCCUACUGCUUUCCUCUUAACAUUCUUAGUGCAAAAUCUAUAACUGCACUAAAUCUGGAGUAUGUUAAGAUCAUUGUCGACGACACUGCUGAACGUAUAUGUUUUCCAUCCCUGAAAGCUGUUUCCCUCAAACAUGUGUCGUUUAACAGCACUUUCUUCUUUAACUUAAUUUAUAGGUCUCUUUCCAUUGAGUAUAUCUCAAUGAUUGCAUGUUCUGGCUCGACUGCGCUACCGGAUGAUGUACUUAAAUUUACAAGUUCGAGCUUGAAGUCCUUAGAAUUGAGUGACAGUAACUACUCUAUUGAAGUAAGAGCUCAUGUGAAUCUCGAAUCUUUUACACUUGUUUCGAAACUUAAUAUAAGAGGAAUAACCUUGGAUAGAUGCCGCAACUUGAAAUAUAUCAAGAUCCAUGCUCCGCUUCUCAAUAGACUUGACUUGCUUGGAUGCCAUGAUAGCAUGAAGGCUACAAUCAAUGCUCCUAAUCUGAUUUAUUUAGCUUUCAAUGGUUAUAUGAAUCUUAAUUUUUUUGAGGAAACUGUAAACUUAGAAAACGGUGGUAUAGUUGCAGUUAGGGACAGGAAACCCAUCUGUAAAGACGAGUCAUGGAAACACUUCUCUACUCUCAGAGAUUUUCUUAAUAAGGGCUAUGGUUCUUGCUCCACAUCAUUACGCCUGUUUGUUUUUGAUACGGGGUGA